This is a messenger RNA of Colletotrichum chrysophilum, 3927 nucleotides long. RefSeq lists its product as uncharacterized. Gene Ontology annotation, cellular component: membrane. The record is from RefSeq and is a predicted model, not a curated record. The coding region runs from base 1 to 3927 and encodes 1308 amino acids. Gene Ontology annotation, biological process: transmembrane transport. The transcript is spliced from 3 exons. NCBI's taxonomy places the organism in Eukaryota, Fungi, Ascomycota, Sordariomycetes, Glomerellales, Glomerellaceae. Gene Ontology annotation, molecular function: ATP hydrolysis activity; ABC-type transporter activity; ATP binding.
AUGGGCUCCUCAUCAGUCUCCGAAUCUGCAACACAGGUUCCUUCGUCACACUCAAAUGAAUCACUCGGAUGGCAAUCUGGCCGUGAAGAGAUUACCAUACACGCCACAGAUGAUUCGAUAACCCAGCCACCAUCAUCCGAUAUACUGACGGCGAAAGAAGACGAGAGAAGCUCUGCACGGCUAUUACCUCACGAGUCCGACAUCCUAAACCGGCAGGUCAACCUUCCUAGGAUCCCCUACAGCGCCAGAGUCCUGUAUCGCUAUGCGUCUACGAGCGACAAGAUCAUCCUCGCCGCCUCAGUUUUGUUGGCCGUGAUAGCAGGCGCAGCCCUGCCGCUCAUGACUCUCGUGUUCGGCGGGCUCCAGAAGGAGUUCAUGGACUUUUUUGCCGGCCGCGUGGCGCGGGACGACUUCAUGGAUCGCAUCGACUACUACAUUCAAUACUUUGCGUACCUGGGCAUUGUCGAGUUCACCACGCAGUACUUGACGACGGUUGGAUUUAUGUACACGGGCGAACACAUCGCCGGAAGCAUUCGAGAGAAAUAUCUCGAGAGCUGCGUGCGUCAAAACAUCGGCUUUUUCGACGUGGUCGGCACCGGCGAGCUGUCGACACAAAUCGCUUCGCACACCAACCUGAUCCAGGACGGCAUCUCAGAGAAGGUCUCGAUCACUCUUGUGGCUGUGUCGACCUUUGUCUCGGCCUUCGUCAUCAGCUUUACAAAGAACUGGAAGCUUACUUUGAUGCUGUUUUCUCUUGUCAUGGGCAUCAUCGUCGACAUCGCCAUAGGCUCCCGUGUAGCCAGUCGGUUCACCGGACAGAGUAUGCAGGCAUAUGCAAAAGGUGGCAACGUCGCGGAUGCUGUCUUCAGGUCAAUUCAAAGCACGGUGGCAUUCGGGGCCCAAGAGCGUAUGAGCAAGCAAUAUUACGGCCACUUGAUGAAAUCAGAAGCGCUCGCCUGUCGCGGUAGGAGCAUCAUCGCCAUGUCAGUUGCUGGGAUGAUGUUUCUCCUGUACCUCACGUACGGCCUGGCUUUCUGGCAAGGAAGCUCCUUUCUUGUCCGUGGAAAUGUAGCAAUACAAGACGUUCUCACCAUCAUAAUGUCGGUUGUUUUGGGAGCCUUCAGUCUGGGGAGUGUUGCGUCCAAUCUCCAGGCUUUCACAGCCGCCGCCGCUGCCGCUUCAGACAUCUUCAACAUCAUUGAUCGUCAAUCGCCUAUAGACCCGUGCUCGGAUGAGGGCAACAUGCUGGACAUGGUGAAGGGAACGAUUCGACUCACCGGUAUCAAACACGUCUAUCCUUCUCGUCCAGACGUCAUCGUUCUCGACGGCUUCGACUUGACGAUUCCUGCAGGCAAAACCACUGCUAUUGUCGGAGCUUCCGGAUCGGGCAAAAGUAGCAUCAUUGGUUUGAUUGAGAAGUUCUAUCAGCCAGUCUCUGGGGCCAUUUUUCUUGAUGACCAUGAUAUAAAUGGACUCAAUUUGAAGUGGUUGCGUAGACAGAUGGCUCUGGUUGGGCAGGAACCGAUACUGUUCCGCGCCACCAUUUUUGAGAACAUCUGCGCUGGUUUACAGGGGACAGAGCAUGAAAACUCAAACAGGGACCAAAAGCGUCAACUCGUCAUUCAGGCUGCGCAAAGGUCCAAUGCCUACGGCUUCAUUUCUACCCUGCCAGAUGGUCUCGACACUAUGGUCGGCGAGAAGGGCUCCCAGUUGUCAGGUGGCCAGAAGCAGCGCAUCGCCAUUGCCAGAGCAAUUAUUUCGGACCCUAAGAACGAAGCUACCUCAGCCCUGGACUCGGAAUCGGAAAGCGUAGUCCAGGCAGCUCUCCGGGCCGCAUCUGAAGGCCGCACAACUAUCACCAUCGCGCACCGUCUCUCUACGGUCAAGCACGCAGACAACAUCAUCCUCAUGGCAGACGGCAAAAUCAUCGAACAGGGCACUCACGACGCAUUGAUAGGCCGUAAAGGCGCCUAUCACAGGCUGUCAACAGCACAGGAUCCGUCUUUGGUCAACAAAAUGAUUCUCCGGGAACAGUCCCAUGCCAGUUUAAAAGAUCCGGCGGACACGAAGGGUGGAACUUUGGAAUCUGAGCCACUGCCUCGCCGAGGCUCCUUUCGAAACGCAGGUUCAGAUUCAGGUUUGCAACCACAGCCCAUCGCACAACUAAGAGCUCAGGAACAACAAAGCUAUAGCAUUUGGUCGCUGCUCAAGUUCAUCGCCUCCUUCAACAAACCUGAACUGGGAAUCAUGUUCGUGGGCCUGGUUUUCGCUGCUAUUUGCGGAGGGGGAAACCCCACACAAGCCGUAUUCUUCGCCAAACAACUCUCCAUUCUCUCUCAAUAUGGAGUAUCUGCCGACGACGCUGAAACCAAACACAACUCGGACUACUGGAGCGAACUAUACCUGAUGCUCGCAUUGGUGCAGUUCGUCGCGUUCGCCGCGCAGGGCCUCAUCUUUGCAAGCACCUCCGAACGCCUUAUUCGUCGUGCGCGCGACACAGCUUUCCGAAUGCUCAUGAAACAGGACAUCUCGUUUUUUGAUCAAGAUCACAAUAAUUCCGGUGCACUGACGCACCUUCUCUCAACGGGUGCGAAUCAGCUCGCUGGCCUGAGCGGCAUCACCUUGGGCACGCUGGUCAUGGUCAUCACAACUUUGAUCACGGCGAUCACCGUAUCAGCCGCUAUUGGGUGGCGCCUGGCGCUCGUUUGUACCGCAACUGUGCCCAUACUGUUGGCCUGUGGCUUCCUUCGCUUCUGGCUCCUGUCUCGUUUCCAACAGCGAGCGAAGGCCGCGUACGAAUCAUCGGCAUCAUUCGCGUCUGAAGCAGUCGCUUCCAUGCGGACAGUCGCGUCACUUUCCAUCGAAUCGGAUAUCAUCAGUCGCUACAGAGAGGCUCUGAAGACGCAACAGCGACAAAGCUUGAUCUCCGUGGCAGAAUCAAGUCUUCUAUAUGCCGCUGCCCAAUCCCUUUUAUUCCUAUGCUUUGCCUUGGGAUACUGGUAUGGAGCCUCUCUGAUUGCUGGACACGACUAUACCCUGUUUCAGUUCUUUCUUUGCUUCAUGGCAGUUGCAUACGGAGCUCAGUCAGCGGGCGUUAUCUUUUCUUUCGCCCCGGAUAUGGGGAAAGCCUACCAGGCUGCGUCUGAAUUCAAAAAGCUGCACGAUCGCCAACCCGCCGUCGACGCGACUUCCUCCGGCGGCAGGCAUAUAGAGACGGUCCAGGGCAACAUUGAAUUCGUCAACGUUCACUUUCACUAUCCUUCUCGGCCCGAAGUGUCAGUUCUUCGUGGAUUGGACAUAUCCAUCCGAGCGGGUCAAUAUGUUGCUUUCGUUGGCUCCUCUGGGUGUGGUAAAAGCACCACCAUCUCCCUCCUCGAGAGGUUCUACGAUGCUACAAGCGGGGCUAUAUACGUGGACGGCCAGAACAUCCACACCUUGAACGUGGCAAACUGGCGUUCCCACGUUGCUCUCGUUAGCCAAGAACCUACCUUGUACCCGGGAACAAUACGAGACAACAUCCAGAUGGGAAGUCUCAAAGACGCCGUUUCCGAGGACGCUAUCGAGCUUGCCUGUCGCGAAGCCAACAUUCACGACUUUGUUCUGUCUUUACCUGAAGGGCUGAAUACCCCGGUUGGCGAUAACGGCGUUUUGCUAUCGGGUGGUCAGAAGCAAAGGAUCGCGAUUGCUCGGGCGUUGAUUAGGCGCCCCAAAGUCUUACUGCUGGAUGAGGCAACAUCGGCUUUAGAUCAAGACUCAGAACGCACAGUGCAGUUGGCAUUGGAUAACGCAGCGCGGAGCCGCACAACGAUUGUUGUUGCUCAUCGUCUUAGUACCAUCGCAAAGGCAGACGUAAUUUACGUCUUCGAUGAAGGAAGUGUGGUAGAGCGUGGUUCACACGAUGAAUUAAUGGCCGCGAAUGGGCGAUAA